Molecule: messenger RNA, 16726 nt
Organism: Manis pentadactyla (Chinese pangolin)
Lineage: Eukaryota; Metazoa; Chordata; Mammalia; Pholidota; Manidae
Gene: LCOR
Product: ligand dependent nuclear receptor corepressor
Exons: 8
Coding region: 924-6167 (1747 amino acids)
Molecular function (GO): DNA binding
Source: RefSeq, a predicted model, not a curated record
CCCCCGGCCGCCUCCAGGCCUCAGGCCGCCCAGCCGCCGGCUGCCCCGGACGAGGGAGGGAGCCGGCGCAGAGGCAAUUGCUGCUCCGGCCCGCCCGCCCUCUUUGGCUCGGGCGUCCCCUCCCCCACCCCCCGGAGUGCGAGCGCGCGCGACCUGCGGGCGGGCUCUCCUCCGCUCCGGCCUGAGCGCGCGCGCCGGCCCCUCCCCUUCGCGCGCCCUCCCCGGGGCGGGUUCGCGGGCGGGCGCGCGGCCCCUCCUCUCCGCCUCCCUUCCCCUUCCCCUUCCCCCUCCCCGCCCGGCGGCUAGGCGCAGCCGCCGGCUUAUUGUGGACCCUCGCCCCACGGCGCUGCCACUUGCCCGCGGCGCCGCCGGCGGUGCCGCGGAGCUUAGCGCGGGAGCGGGGAGCGUGCUGGGCCGGGGCUCAGUCCCCUUAUCCGCUCUCGCCGGCGCUGUCCCCGGGCCCCGCUGUCCCUCCCCCACGCGUGGCGGCAGCGCUCCCCCUAGUCCCCGCGUGCACGCGCGGCGGCGGGCGGACGGGCGGGCGCCCGGCGCUCGGGCGUGUGCGAGGCGUGAGGUGGAGAUGGGGGCGGAGGGAGCCGGAGCUGUCACAGGCCCCGGGUCCGCCUGACCGAGCCAAGUAGGGUGUCAUGGCCGCGGGGGGCAGCGGCUGCACUUCCUCUGCGUGCGGCAGUGGCAGCGGCGGCCGGGGAGUUAAUCCUCGACGCUCGGGUCCCGUUUCCCUCUGUGCGGCGGCCGGCGGGACCAUAAGGGCUUAACUCAUAUAUUUAACCCCCCUCCAAAAAGUAAGUGGCCCGUGUGGUGUCUCCGCUCCGCCUGCCGCCCCCUAGUCCCAGUCCAUCCUUGUGUCUGACUCUCCUAUCCUACAGCAUUGUUAUUUCCCCAUCUUUGCUUCGGUGUUGCUGAUGUGUGGGGAAAUGCGCUCUCGUCCUCCUGCCGUCCCCCAGGCGCAGUCCUUGGGGAGGCACAGAAUUCCAGCCCCUUCUCCCCCACCCCCGUGGGGAAUAUUCUUGGGAACCAGAUCGUCCCCAGCAGAAUCUAGGAGAUUCUAUCCGUUCGCUUGGGCCCCUCAUCCCCUCCUUCCCGACAGGGUUUCGUUGGAAGGAAUUAUGCAAAUCCUGCUUUCUGGUGUCCAUUCAGCGGCAAUUUCAUGCGGGUUUGAAAGUAUUCUUGAAGGGCUGUUUGGACCUGCAUUAUUAAAAGAUCUCAGUUUAUUUAAAGACUGUGAACCUGAAAGCAUUUCUGAUUGGACUUUCGAUGAAAAUUGUCUGUUUUGUUGCUUGAGAAGAAAUGAAGUAAAGGGACACUUAGUCAAUCUGGAUGAACCAGCUUCGGGAGCUGGGCAAGAAGCUCUGCUUAAACAAGAGCAAGCAAAAAUCAUUCGAUUCGAGAGACAAGCAGAAGAGUUCCUCAAUGCAGUCUUUUACAGAAAAGACAGUCCCUGGGUCUCCAACCCCAAUAUUCCCUUAGUGGCCCGUGAGAUCAUGCAGCGAAUGAUCCAACAAUUUGCUGCUGAAUAUACCUCAAAAAAUAGCUCUACUCAGGACCCCAGCCAGCCCAAUAGCACAAAGAACCAAAGCCUGCCGAAAGCAUCUCCAGUCACCACCUCUCCCACGGCUGCAACUACUCAGAACCCUGUGCUCAGCAAACUUCUCAUGGCUGACCAAGACUCACCUCUGGACCUUACUGUCAGAAAGUCUCAGUCAGAACCUAGCGAACAAGACGGUGUACUUGAUCUAUCCACUAAGAAAAGUCCGUGUGCUGGCAGCACUUCCCUGAGCCAUUCUCCAGGCUGCUCCAGUACGCAAGGGAACGGUGAGAACUCAACAGAAGCAAUAGCAGUAGAUUCUAACAAUCAGUCGAAGUCCCCACUGGAGAAGUUCAUGGUCAAACUGUGCACUCAUCAUCAGAAGCAGUUCAUUCGUGUUCUGAACGAUCUAUACACUGAAUCUCAGCCAGGCACCGAGGACCUGCAACCUUCUGAUUCUGGAGCAAUGGAUGCAUCUACUUGCAAUGCUGGCUGUGCCCAGCUAAGCACCAAACAUAAGGAAAAGGAUGGUAUAUAUCUUGAUGUGAAGUCUCCUACUUCUGUAGAUUUGCUCAUAGGCUCAUCGGGCUCUGACAGCCCUUUACACUUGACAGAACAGCCCCUAAAGGAGACUUCUCCUGGGACAAACUCUGUAGAUGGAAGAGAGAAUGCCUUGACUAUUGUCCAGAAAGAUUCUUCUGAACUUCCAACCACUAAACCUAAUUCUGGUAGUUCCAUGGAUAGUUCCACUCUGGGAUACCUCACUGCAUCUAAUUCUUCCUCAUUAAACUUCCACCACAUCUCUAAGAGCUUGGAGGGGCAAACCACUGGACAGGAGCAAGACACAAAUGUGAGAAUGUGUGAAGGUGGUAAAGAUCAUAUGCAGAGCUCAGCUUUAGGAGAAAGCCUACUUGCAGUAAAAGUGGCAGCUGAGAAGGAAGAGAGCAACAGCUGUAUUGUUGCUCAAAGAAAUUCAUUCAGAGCUUUAUCAGAAAAGGCUUGGGACUCAGGAUUUAUGGGAAAUUCACCUGGAACUGCUGACAAAGAGAAUGCUUUACAGGGUAGCUCAAAAACACCUUUACACCAGGAUUUAGAGGCAAGUGAACAAGAUUCAAGGCCAAAGCAAGAGAACCAUCUUCACUCAUUAGGAAGAAAUAAGGUGGGUUAUCAUUUACAUCCCAGUGAUAAGGGCCAGUUUGAUCAUUCCAAAGACGGUUGGUUAGCCCCCAGCCCUGUGCCAGCUGUACACAAAGCAUCUAAUGGACAUUCACGAACUAAGGUGAUGUCAACCUCUGUUAAGACAGCUCGGAAAAGUAAAAGGGCAUCAGGGUUGAGGAUAAACGAUUAUGAUAACCAGUGUGAUGUCGUUUAUAUCAGUCAGCCAAUAACAGAAUGCCAUUUUGAGAAUCAAAGAGCAAUACCGUCUUCUCGGAAAACAGCCAGGAAGAGUACUCGAGGAUACCUCUUCAAUGGGGAUUGUUGUGAGCUGCCUACUGUUCGGACGCUGGCCAGAAAUUUACACUCCCACGAAAAAGCAAGCUGCUCAACACUGGUGUUGGAAGCAGUGAUCACUCCCAAGCAGACCCUGGAAAUUUCAGCCCCUACACCUACAGUGAGUGUACAGCAUCCCAGAGAAGACAGCCCUGAAAAACUUAGUAAAGAAAUAACCUCCCUCACAGAAGGAGACAGAGACACUGCAUCUGAGAAGGAAUCUCAAGACUCUGAGGUUUGUCCCAUGAUGAAUAAACCAAGUCCAAACAGCUCCCCUGGGUCAAAGGAGACGAUAGCCUCCAGCCCGGUGGGGCGUCUCUCUGCUCACCUUCCUGAAGAGGACGGGUCAGAAAGUAGCACCAUGCUUUCAGUUCCCACAGCGAGUGGGAUAACUUCUCUUGAACCAGACCAGCAACCAGUUGAUGAACUGUUGGAUACAAAGGAGAUGAGUGUAACCCAAGGCUGUCACCUGGUUCCCUCCACUGAGAGCAUUUCUGAAGGAGGCAGUGAAGAUGUUGUUUCUUGGCCUUGUUCUUCUGCUAAAACAGUCAGUAGAGAGCAAAGUCCUUCAUGCUCAGAAAAUCAGAGUCCUCUUGUGGGCUUGGCACCUCCCAUGGGCCUGGGAAAGGCCGAGGAUGACCAAAGCAUCAAUACGGAAGCUGUGACUGAAGAUACUCAGGAGCUAGAGGCUAACCCACUCUUGACAGAAAGCUGCACUUUUACUAACAACAAAAACCCCAGUGAAGUUGAGGAAAGUGAAGGAGCCAGUGGUACAGGAGAAUUAGAGGGAGAGGACAGUGAUGGAAAACAUCUUUCAGAAAAAGAUAUGUGUGAUCAAAACAUUGACUCACUUGAAGAGAAUUUGGACAAGAAGAAGAAAGGUAAAAAAUUCCCUGAGGCCUCUGAUAGGUGCCUCAGAAGUCAGCUUGCAGAUUCCUCUGCUGAUAGGGGCCUAAGAAACCAGAGUUCAGAUUCUUCCUCUGCUUGUCCUGAAAUCAAGGUUUCUAAAAAUCCUGGUGCAAAACGUUCUAAGAAAGAAGGUUACCUGAGUGAGACAACACCUGAAGACUUUCUGACUAACAGUUUCCUUACAAAAGCUCCAGAGGACACUGAAAACCCAAAUGUUGAUGAAAAGCCCUCUGCAAAAGAUACUGAGCAGGAGGGUGAGGGAGCCGGGAUCAUCACCCGGCAGAGCUUUAAAAACCUGCUGACAAAAGAAUUCCACAGGGAAGAAGGAGCUACUUUCCCCAGCAGUGAUCCCAUAACCACAGUUGACCAGCCCCUGCCUGGAGAGAAACUGGAAAUCUAUGUUCAGUCUAAGCUAGGUGAGAAGAAUGCUCAUGACCCCUUGGAAAGUAUUCCUCAUACUUUCCCAGAACAAUCAAAAGGGAAUCCAGGACCUAUUGCUGCACAAGACACAGAGGAGGCUGUGAACGAGGUAGACAAUGCAGAUACCCAGCAUAACGGUGCUGGUGGUGAUGGGCCUGCCAGCUCACUUGGGUUGUCAAGUAGUGGAAGUGGUGAUGCUGAUGGACCCCCAAAAUGGGUCCCAAGGCUUACAAGACUGACUUCUUCAGCCUACAACCUAAGACAUGCUCAUUCUUUGGACUUGUUGGAUACUGCAAAAGUGACGUCAGACAAGGAAGCAGCACAGGGGAACCGAAUGCCAAAGGAAAAUGGUGCUUCAGAGAGUGGAGAUCCCUUAGAUGAGGAUGAUGCGGAUCCAGGGGCAGAGGACCAGCCAAAGUUCGUGGAGUGGUGUGCUGAGGAGGAGAACCAGGAGCUUAUCGCCAACUUCAAUGCCCAGUACAUGAAAGUUCAGAAGGGCUGGAUCCAGUUGGAGAAGGAAGCCCAGCCAACACCAAGAGCGAGGAAUAAGUCAGAUAAACUGAAGGAGAUUUGGAAAAGCAAGAAAAGGUCACGGAAAUGUAGGGGUUCAUUGGAGGUUCAAAAGUUUUCUCCUGUUCAGAUGCUAUUUAUGACAAACUUUAAAUUAUCUAAUGUUUGUAAAUGGUUCUUAGAGACCACUGAAACCCGGUCUCUGGUAAUCGUGAAGAAGCUCAAUACUCGUCUUCCAGGAGACAUACCCCCUGUCAAGCAUCCCCUUCAGAAGUACUCUCCUUCCAGCCUGUACCCCAGUUCACUACAGGCUGAACGUUUGAAAAAACACUUGAAGAAAUUUCCUGGAGCUACUCCUGCGAGGAACAAUUGGAAAACGCAGAAACUCUGGGCUAAAUUUCGGGAGAAUCCUGACCAAGUGGAGGCAGAGGAUGGCAAUGACAUCUGCCCCAGCCCCAAUUCUGAAGACAAUAGACAAGAAGUCAAGGAAUGUAGAAACAGCCAUCCUUCCACAAACUCGCCUACUCCAGCCAGUACCCGGAUCCUUAGGAAGUACUCCAAUAUUCGAGGAAAGCUCAGAGCCCAGCAGUGUUUGAUGAAGAAUGAGGAAAUGGAAAGCCCAUUUGGCCAGGCUGUGGAAAGCAAGCCAAGUUGUAAGAGUGUCUGCAUCAACCCUCUGAUGUCCCCCAAGCUCGCCCUGCAGGUGGAUGCAGAUGGGUUUCCCAUUAAGCUCAAGAGUACUGAUGGGAUGAAGGGAAGGAAAGGCAAACAGGUGUCUGAGAUUUUGCCAAAAGCAGAAGUUCAGAAUAAACGCAAGAGAACAGAAGGCGGCAGCACUCAGGAGCGGAAGGACAAGGGACCUGCGAUGAAAGCCAUCAAAGAAAAGCAUGCUGACAGCUCCACCAAGACCCCUGCUGCCAAGAAGCCAGCUGCAAGGGACAGAACCAGCCAGCUGCCCAGAAAGACAUCUUUGAAGGAGAAUAAAGUGAAGAUCCCUAAAAAGUCCCCUGGGAAGAGCUGCCCUUCCUCCAGGAAAGAAAAAGAGAAUACAAACAAAAGGCCUGUGCAGCCUGCCACCUUGGAGACAGUGACAAAGCCUGCAAAGCAAAAAGGGGCAGGUGAAUCCUCUUCCAAGCCACAGAAAGCCCCGAACAGGAAGCAAAACAACGGAAAGACUCGGGCCAGACCUUUGACGAAAACCCCAGAGAACAGUGCAGCCCAGAGAAAACGAAAGCUGAAGGCGAAGCUGGACUCUUCCCACAGCAAACGGAGGCGGCUGGAUGCAAAGUGAUUGGAAGGGUGGAAACCAUGAGUAACUGUUCUACAGAAGUAGCCCUUUAUUUUGCAUUAACUAAAUCUGCUUUUAUAAGCUUAUCAAGCCUUUCAAAUCUGCAGUUAAUGGAGAACCCCACAAUUUAAGAUGUCAGAAAAUGCAUCUCAGAUGGAGAAGGAAACUUGUAGAGUCUUUCUCUGAGGCUGAGUAAGGGAAGUUAUAUAUUAUAUUCUGGUUGUUCCUUGGGUUUUAAACUUGGAACCAAGCAGUUUUAGUUUUUAAAAGUACAGUGCCUUAUUUAUCCUUUUUGUCUUUAAAUUUACAAAAGCUAAAAAGCUGAUCUAUGUGAUUAAAGGCUUGUAUUUUAUACUUGAUGCACAAGCACUUGUACUGUAGCCAAGAAGACCACCAUCAUGCACAUUAAAGUAGCUUUUCAGCAGCCACCCUGCAGUAUCUGUACAUGAACAGAUACUCCUCUUUGCAAACCCUAGCAGUGAACUUCCCUCUCUGUCUUGUUUGUUUAAAUGAUAUUUGAAAGCUAAACCAAAUCAUUUUUUAUGGUAUGUGGAGAAUGCAGAGGGAAUUUAUAAUGAUUUUAAAAGAUUAAUAUUUCUGUUAUCCCUUUUUAAAAAAUCAUAUUCAUUCUUGGCCACUCUUCUCACUUUUGAUCUUCUGUCAUUUGAGAAAAUGUAUUCUAAAUUCUGUGCCUGUGGGACAAAAGGUGUGUCACAAGGCAUUAGUACUGGUUUAUGACCUCUGAAAAUUAUUUACGUCCUCCAAAUUUGCAUUACUGAUUCUACCAUCCUUUCAUUUUUGGCCUUGAAAGCUUCAUAACACUCUGAAAAGGUUUUCAUUCUACAUUGGGGGAAAAAAUAUCUAGUAUUUUUUAAUUUUUAACUGUGUAGCUAUAAUUUGGCAAUUAGUUUAAGAGUGACUAUUCUAAUUUUCUCUGACCCCGAGUACUUCCAUAUUUGAAGAAAGCUAAAUGUUAUUUCCAGUAAUAGAAAUGUUAACAUGUGUGCAUGUGUGUUCAGAUGCAUUUGCACUUGGUCAUCAGCCACAAGUGUCUCCCAUUCCCAGUUCCACAGUAAAAUUCUUUCUUCCCCAUGCAGUGUGCUAGGGUGUUCAUGACCUGGAUAAUUAGCUCAGGCCAGAUGGUUUAAAUGUGGCCCAGGGUCUCUAUGAGCGUCCCCAAAGCCACUUUGCCACCAGACUCAAAAGGUCUAAACAACACAGUUACAUAAAGGUCAAAGCAAUUUGCAGUUGAAGAAAGCCGCUCCAAUAUCUCAUAGUGGGCCCACAUCCCCCACACCCAGAGCUGAUGCUCAGCUGCUAUGUGCCAACUUGAAAGUAUAUGUUUCGAGUGGGUGUCUAUUCUGAUUGGUUUGUAGUUAAUCCUUCCUGCCACUGUCCUGUUGGGCUCUGUUCCUUGGCUUAAAAAUGAGAGCUGCAAUAUUUGUAACUGAUGUUUGCCUUUCCCAGGUAAAGCCGAAAUAAGUGCACUGGCUUUCCCUUGAUGCCUAGGACAUUGCUCCACUAUAACACAGUGUGUACUCAACAUUUCCAUUGAGCCACUUGACAAAAAGCCUUUGUUGUUGAAGCCUCAACCAGCUUCUCUAACAUGCUGUGUCACUGAAGUAGACUCCUGUGGACAGCUACUACUGUCCUUCCUGUUAAACUUUUUUCCAGUUAGAAUGUUUCAGAUCUGUUUAGUUAAACCCAGAUGGACUUGUUCAUGCAUUAGUUCAUUCAGUUCAUGAUAAAACAGGCUUUCUAUCCAUUCUGUUAAAGGUUUGCUGUAUAUAAUGAAAACUUCAGAUGAUUAAAUAGGACUGGAAAAAAACAUUUGAUUCAUGGGAAACUGAGAACUGUGUUGAAUUUCACAGAUUGCGAUGCUUACUACCUUCAGUGGAGCCUUGAUUAUUUCUUCUUUCUAAUGUCUUCUCUAUCCCAUGAGUCUCUUUUUUUCUUUUUAAUAUCUUUGACUUUGGAUAUUCAAGAGCUACCUAUAUUAAUGAAACUGCUGAGUGUGUGUGUUGGCAACCCUUUUUCAGCAUUAAGUUGCACAGAAGCAUUAAUAUGUUUUGAGUAAGUUCGUUUAGUCUUUAAAAAGUGGUUUUAAAGUUUUUUUUUUUAUCUUCUCAUAUAGUUGUCACUGGAUAUUGUUUUGUGGUGACUUAAACCGCUGAGGUUUGCUGAUGUCAGGUGUGCUGAUUCUUGUAUAUGUGUUCACAGUGCCCCCCUAGCUGAGUAUAGGCCACCUUGUGAGGGUGCUUGUUUGUUUAGAUUAAGGAGAGGUGUGAGGCAUUAUGUAGGGUGGAACUUUUCCAGUUCCAGGUUUGUAAUUCAUUCCACUACUUUUCUAAGUUCUUGUUCAUUUUUAAAAGCGUACUUCAAAAUAAUAGCCAUCUCACCCAUUUCAGGCAACAUUUAAGAAAAGGUAUCAGUGUGUAUGUAUUUAUUUUAUAUACCUAACAAUGCAAUGGAUCAUCUUUAAAAUCAAUUUAUACUUUAUAGUAGUGGCUACAUUUAAAUAGACUUGGAUUCUACAUAAUUAGGACACUUAAAAAUUCAGAAUUAUUUUUAUAUUUGUUGGAUCUCGUUUUUGCUGAUUCGGUUCAUUUUGCUCCUAGAAGAAGGAAAAUAAAAAACCAACUUGAUGGCCGACCCUGGAAGGCCCUUUUAUACUUACAGCUGUUGCUGGCAGACCUGUCUCCCAGAUAGAUCCAAGCCAGGCUUAGAGCUGACUCAAGUCCCCCAUUUUCCCUCUCUUGGAAAGACCUCCUUCCGAUAGCCAUCUUCACAGUAUGGCUUGCCACCAGAUGCAAAGGCAGUCUGUCCCACAUUCUGGAUCCCAAUCGGAAAGGAAUUCUGUUCCUGGGCCUAUACCUAGUGAGGUAACUGUCCCAGCGUUAAGGCUGACGUUGAAGUGAUGACCAGAGAGCACUGGUAUUACCCCUGAGCUUCGGGAAGAGCCGGGAGAUGCUUGGGAAGCAGUCUCUGAAGCUUCACCCAUGGCUCCCCAAAGAGGGGCCCUCUUCAGGAGACCCAUUUUCUAUCCCAUGAGACGCCCUGGGCUUAGGAGGACAACAUGAAGACCACUGCCUCCUCAGGCCCAGAGCCACACCCAGUCCUUCCUCAGACAUGCAGCAGGAAGGCCGUGACCUCUGUUCAGCUCUUGAGACUUCCGUCAUGGGAUUGUUACCAGUAUCUGUUAAUCUACAAUUGCUAGCCCCCUGGAUCCCUUAGGCCAAUUCUUUUGUGUCUGUAUUUCAUUAAAGAUUUCCGUACAAGCCUCAUCUUAAAAAAUAAUAUUAGUUCUGGUUUUUGUGCCUCACUGUUUCUUCAGUAGUUGUGAAUAGAGGAGGCGGUUAGUCUUCCCUUCACCCAUGUGGUGCCUCUGACGGGACCCUCUGCAUUUGUACUGUGUGGGUGAAUUUCUCACUGUCCAGAUGGGCAGUAAGAUACAUCACCUCCAGAGAAUUCGUUACUUAGAAGUUUGGUCUCUUCAAUUGUCCUGCCUUCUCAUGGAUUCUGUCGUGGGGGCUGACACUGUAGCUCUCAUUUAUGGGCAGCGUUCCUAUUGACUAGUGGACCUAAGAGCCAAGUAGGAAAGGGCAACAUGCUGUGAUACAAGCUAUAGAUGCUGUAGUGUUACCUUCACUCCUUGUGGUGGUCAGUCAGCUUGUGCAGGUUAUCUUAGCUUCCAGAUGAUCUAUCAAGGGUCUAUAGACUAUAGGCUGGUCUUUUUUUGUCAGUAAGUGUUCAUUGGAGCAGAGCCAUGCCCAUUCGUUGAUAUAUUGUUUGUGGCUGCUUUCCAGCAGAGUUGAAUAUCUGCAACAGAGACCAUGUGGCCUAUUACUAUGUGGACCUUUAAGAAAAAAUUAACUGAUCCUUGCUUAAGAAAAUAAUCUUUUAGAGGAACAAAUCUUCCCUGAUUUAUCUCCUUUUUCCUGCCUCUUCAGCUCUGUCCUCUUUUUGUCCCCUUCUUACUUAUCUUACGUCAAUUUUAUCCUUUCUUUUACUUUUCUUUAUUUCUUCUUGAAAGAGACACAUUAUGUUGCUCUAGUACACUGAAUGCCAUCUCCUGCAACGUGAGCUCCCUUAGCCUCACAUCUUCCUUCUCGGAAUCGCCUGUCGCAGUAUUCAUAGUAAGGCCAUGUCUAGCCUGCAGAGGCAGAACCCAUGAGCAGACUGGGAUUCAGAGUUCUGAAAUUACGUGGCCUGGCCUCUCAUUCCACUUAGACCCAACUCAAGCUUCACUCCUUGUUUGUUAUUGAAGUAAGCCAAGAUUUUGUUUCUUUCAAAAUUAACUGAGACAACUUUAGUUGACUGUUCAGUUUUCUGAACCUCACAUUUAGAUACUGAAAAAGUCUUUCAUAGGAAACAGGUAAAUCACAAACCCAGAGCAUUAUUUGUUAUGUAAUAUUUUUGACCAGCUUCUAGGAAAAUAAAAAUGUAUUGGUACUGAUACAUUAUCAAUCGCAUACUCUCCUUACAAAAUAAUUUUAUUAAAGGCAAGCCAACAAAUAAAACAUAGAGGCUUGAAGUGCUUUGAAAAGAAUAACAGAAAAAUUGGAGCAUAUUAUAACCUGAAUGUGACUAUGAAAUUAUAGAUAACAUCAUUAGAUCAAAUUCGCUCAGCUGCCAAGGUGUUAGUCCUCCACCUCCCCAAAAACUAAAGGAGAAGCUUCUGUGCUGUCUUUAAAAAUGAAGUUGAAUGUCAUGUUAAUGAAAAAUUUUUUGUCAUUGGUCCCAGAAGUGACUGUUCCAAUUGUUUUGAAAUAGUUAUAAUUUUGAAUUACUAGCCAUUAAUUUUUGUGUUCUUGUGGCUUGACGUCCACUGAAAUACUGAAAUUUUUCUGUAGGUAUGAACUCUGUCUGUAUUACAUCAUCAAGGCAAUCCUCCCAACCUAUCAGUAAGUACUCUUCCCGUGCUUGCUCCCAAAUCCUUUCCAGGGGAAAAAAGAAAAUAAAAAGAUUAUUGUACUUAAAACAGGCAGAAUUAUUGGAAGCCUUUUGAGGCAGCCUUCAAUAUAAUUCAUUCCUUCAAACAUCAGAAUAAAUUGUUGUAUUUCUACAGUGGAUGGGUUGGAGGACUUGAAGGCCUGCCCCCUUUCUUUUAGAUAUUAAAUCAUACUCAAGCAGAAACCCAGAGCUCUCUGAUGCUGCUCUCAGCUCAGGGCUUUGCUGCGCUGCUCUGGGGACCCAGGGAACCACCUUGGGCACUUUGCAGAUGUCCUUGCUCUUGGAUUUGCCCAGUUCCUUCCAUUACCUCCUGUCUGUCUGAUCUUCCUUUUCCCAGAGCCCUGGUGGUUUAAGCACAGUGCACAGGAGACAUCCUUUGCUUUGGCCUUCAGAGGGGCACUGUGUGGUCGUGCUGUCCUGGUGAGCACAGUGACAUACAGGCUUUCUCCCCUGCCGGGGACCAUUUCAUGUAACACCAAGGGCUCGGUAGGCAAGCCACACUCAAGUAUAGAAUGUCCACUGAAAAAGACCAGGUGCACAUGAUUCUGCAAUACGUCAGAGGCUGGAGGAAUGCAUUUUACCUUUUUUUAAGGGUUAUACAUUUUUAAAAGAGUAACAGAGACCAUAUGUCACCCACACAACCUGAUAUAUAAAAUAUUUACUACCCUUUGCAAUAUGUCAUUCAAGAUCAAAUUGUGUGGACAGUUAGUUGCAAACUUACUUUCUCAUGUAGUCCAGCAUUAUACCAUCUCUUUCCCUCAAAUUUUAACUUGUUACCUGUUCAUCUCAGCACAUGGCUGCUUCACACAUUAUUCCUGAGAAAUGCUCAUGCAUUAAGAAAAUCCCCCAUGUUGGUUGGAUAUUUGCUGAAUCGUGAACUUAUGAUCUUAUCUACAAGGAUAAGUGUUAAAACUAAAAGUAUGAAGUCUUUUAAACAAAGUACAACAGUCUUCAUGUUUAUGAAUCAGGGUGAACUUGACUGUCAUGCAGAGACAUUCCUCUUUCAAUACAGAGGGACUUAAUAAUGAACCUAAAGCCUAAAAUAGUGCCUCUCCCCACAAACACUGGUAUAUUAGUUUUAUCCCCUGGAGGCCUCCUUUUCUUUUCAUGUACAACAUAUUCACUAAUGUAUCACUUCCCAAGCUUUGGUCAUUUUCCUGUGAAUGUAAACAUCUGGUCUUUGCCUGUUGUAACCUCAGAUCCAUACCAGCCAUUCUCAGCUCUCUUAAAGAUACCAGCAUUUCGAUGGCGCCUUUUGUAGCACACCAGCAGCUUUAGACUGAAGUUCAGAGCUCUCCGUCCCGACCAGUGAAGCCCGACCCUGCAAGGCCCGACUCGCCUCAGUUUGAGGAGCCACCCUUUGCAUCUUGUACCUUCAGCUCUUGCCACCAACCCCCUUCCAGGAGGCAUCUUCUCUGGGACAGUCUCUCGCCUCCCAAGAACUUCAAUGAACACAUUUCUUUUCAUAAUUCUAUUGUAUUUAGCCAUGGGGUCCAAAUAUUCAAUUUAUCAACUUUUUUACCUUACUGUUUUCUAUAAUCUGCAUCUCAUAUUGUCUGUAGCUAAAGCUGUAGUAUGUGGGAGCUACUUUGUGGAAAAGCUACUUAGUGGAAAAGAUGCUAUGCAAACAAUAUUUGCAUAAUUUUAUGUAUUUAUACUACAGGUGAGGAUUAGUUUUAGAGCCAUUCUAGCUUAAGGUUAUUAGUCUCUCAGUGAUUUCUGCAUUCUUAAUAGUUCUGAGAGACUGCUAGCAGCUAUGGUUUCAAGUACAUUGAUGAUACAUAUUUAAACACCACUGUGGAAUUUAUUUCACUGUAUAAAUAGUGAUAUUUUCCUGUUCAAAUGCUUCUAUAGAAAGUAUUUAUUUUAACAACAAAAAAUUAUCAAAGGGCUUUCAAAAAAAGUGUUCUUCCUAGCCACCUGUCCUCCCCAACUACCAUGGGCAUCUGUGAAAUCUCUACACAGCACAGUAAAAGCAGAAGGGUGGGGCCUUGAAGCGUUCACUGUAUUUGAGCAGAUGCAACAUGGAUUGGGAACAUGAGCACAUACCCCGACUGUCACCCCAUCCCAGAACAGAGUGGGUCUCCCACAGUCAGUAUGGCUGUGCACAUGGUAUCGGGCUUGCCUCAAGCAGCCCCUUUUUGCAUACCCUGUUGGUACAGUCAACCAUAGCCUUCCACAACCUGGGCAGGGAAAUGAGCCUUAGUUGUAACCCGAAGGCAAUCCGAACCCAUACCUGUGGGAUGUGGAGAAACCACUGGUUGCCUAAAGAAAGCAUUAAGAUGUAUUUUAGUUUUUCUCAUAUUUGUGAAGCAUACCUAUUCAGACUCCCCUAACCGUGGGAGGUAACUAUCCCAUGUUUCCUUCUGCACCUUGACAGUACUUGUGAGCACCUCGACUCACCUCCCCCUCCCCCUGCUGUCCCAGCAAGCAUCUGUGCAGAUGUGGGCCAGCCCCACUGGUAACUGAUGGUUACAGGAGACCCUCUGGUCUGAGGUGUGUGCAGCUUUACUCUCAGGAGUCCUAGUCUGCAGUUCAAGCACCCCCUUGAUGCAAUGGAACUGAUGCUCUAUGAUCAUGUUCCUCUUCCCCACGCCUCUUCCCCACGACACCCCCCUGGGCUGAGUCGUGAUUCUCAUUCUGCCCUGCUACCUAGACUGAGAACCACAGCUCCAGGGCUGCAGGGAGCUUGGGGUUUUUAUCAUCCAUCUGAACCAUAAUUGUCAUAUUUAUUUAUGGCCUCCCUUUGUCUUUUCUAAACAAAUGAGGACACUUGAGCAGUAAUGCUGGAGAAUGUUUUUUUCUAAGAGACUCUUUGUAAGCAAAUCUUUUUUAAGAUGAAAUGUGAAUGGGUAACUAGGUGCCAGGGAAUUUAGCACUGAACUAGACAAAAUUUUUUUUACCUUUGCAGGAAGAAGUAAAUUUUGCUCUCAUCUAAAUGAUCACAGAAAGUAAUGCUGUAAAUAGUUUUUUAAAAAUAUUUAUUACAUGUGCUGUAUGCAGAUUCAUGUUCUGAGUGAUGUUGGUUUGCAUUGUAAUAUUGUAGAAGAUAUUUUGAGCAGUGAACUUGUUUUCAUAACACAGUUCACACAUGGACAAAGAACAAAAACCAGCAGGUUGAGAGCUGUUUGGGGCAUUUGAUCUGUAAUGUUACAUCCUAUCCAGGCUUUAAUUGCCCCCUGUUCUCAUCUGGUUAUGCUAUAUUUGUAUGUGUACAUACACACACAAUAAACUGGUCUAUGGUCAGUCCCCAGAUCUGCAGAACAGAUUUCCAGGUAUUCUUUCUGAUGUGUUGCCCAUAAGCAAUAAGAUCCUAGAUGAUAACAUUUCUUCCAGGAGCCAUGUUGGCCCUUUGUCUCAGAGGAUAGGGUAGAGGUAGAACAGCUCUUGCUAAGACCUCUUGCCUUUGCCGGAGAGGUUGCUGUACUUGAAUUUUUGCUUUUGUUUAUCUGCACGCUCCUUUAUGUCAUACAACUCUAGCAACAGAUGAGAAAUCUGCCAGCACCAGACACAUCAAAAACUGGGUAUAGACAUUGAAAAAUUAUCAGUUUUCCAUGAAUUUGUGUCUUUUCCAGAAUCAAGUUGAGGCAGAGUUCAUUUGGCUGUUGCAUAAAUGUAAGAACUUUUUACAUUAGAAAUUAAAAGGCCAGUUAAAAGCUCUUUGACUGUAUCUGACCUACUCGAUAUUUUAAAAGCUAACCCAUUUCCUGUCAUCCUCCUUGUGCCUGGUUUGAUACGUCUGAAGCCCCCUUCAUGUCUGGGGUUAACCCACUUAGGUCAGUGCACAGAGGGCAGUUGCUCUUCCUUCUCCCAGCGUGUCCAGUUCAACAGGUUUCGAAGCUGUUUUGCAGCCUCUCCUUGUGACCGUCCUAAACUUUAUGAAAAAUACCCCACACCCAAAUAACCAUUAGGAAUAAUGUAGUUUUUUAGGCUUUUGAAAUAUGUCUUUUUUUGUAUUUAUGAUGGUGUUUGGAAUUUUUCACUAGUGUUUUUUUAGAUUGAAGUGGGUGCAUUAGGAUAAAACUUUCCAUUGCUGAGCCAGAAGGUGAGCAAGAGGGAAGAAACUGACCUAUAAUGUAUCAUUGGGAAGGUGACUACUUCUUGUGGUGGGAGGGUGGGGAGGGGCAUUGUAGAUUAUGUGGUAAAAUAGAAUUCUGGCCUGAGGCUCCCCAAGUCUUAUUACCUUGUAAUAAAUAAUCCCUUUAUUAGCCUCACUUAAUCUCAAUAGAAGCCUGCUGUUUACCCUCAGGGAACAAGUAGUUUUCAAAAUUGAGCUCCUCCAAGGUCGCUGGCCAGUGCCUGUGUGCAGGCAUUGGUCGUCUUUGUGAACUCAUGGCAUUAUUUUCCCAUAUGCAUUAUGAUAUUAAGAAAUUCAACCCCAACCUGUAUGAAAAGCACAGCCCAGGCCCUCCUGAGGGCCAGGGGGUCAUAAGAGGCCCAUGCAAUUUAACUGAAACUCAGGUGCCGUGUUGGGUUUUUAUUCUUUUUAGGCCACGACCCUUCAGAAUGAGUGUAGGGCAGGGGCUGCUGAUCCAGCUGUGGACCAGGGAGCUCUAAGAUGAAUCUCUACCGUUCCUUUCUGGUUCCUCCCAGUGUUGUCAUUGCCAAGGUCAAUCUUGUAGUUGUUAAGAUGUGCUCCUUUUUGCUGUUUUGUGAGUCUUAGCCAGUGAUCCAGGCACCCAAGGAGAGGGUCUCUGGAGGCCCUAGCCCCUUCGUGGUACCAAAUGUGUGCUCCUGACCUGUGUGAAGGUGGUCUUUCCAAAAGCAGCAAAAUGAGAAAUUCUGCUAACGGUAAUCGGGACGAUCAGCAUGUAUCUCUUGGACCUGGAUUUCCACUAUGUUAGUGAGUAUAGGAAAAUACUGUGUCUUUAAUGGAUGAAAAUUCAAUGUAUGCUGUGAAUUUGUUGGUUUGAAACAUUGAAAAUUUUACAUUAGAUAAUGUUUACAUACCUCACCUGAAGAACCUUUGAGAGUGUAUAUAUGAAAUUAAAAAAUAUAUUAAGUUGCUUUAAAACAAUAUGUAUAGCUAUAAAAGUUGGAGUUAUUUUAACUUUGACUGUGAUCCAAGUCUCUUAAAUAUUGAAAUCGUGUGGAUUUUUUUGUGUGUUUCUGUGUUUUACUUUCCUAUUAGGCCAUGUAGGAAACUGUGUUCUUGUUAUUGGUAAAAGGGCCCUCACUGAAAUCCAAGCUUGGAAGGAUUUCCUUUGUUGUUUCAGGUUUUCUUGUUUGGUUUUGAGGUAUGGGGCUAGAGGAUGUGUGGGAGGGAUUUCUCUAACAUUGACAUCUAUUCCAUGAGCUUUUUCUAGGCGCUUAUUUUAUUGCAGCGUAUUAAACUUCUUUGAUAUUAAAGUGUGUUUGUGUAGUUACUGCAGAGGGUACAGAAUGCAUUGAAGACCAGAUGCAACUUGCAGCCUAUGGCAAAGUUGAUAACUUGCCAGAAGGCACCAAAAAGCAAUACCUCUUACUCUUCUGCCUCAGCCAUGGCUGUGGGACUUAAAGGAACAUUGUUUGCUAGAUCGGUGGCCAUUUGUGAGUUGUGCCCUGGACCUCUUCCUCCAGUAUUCAUCGUGUGGCAAACUAACCAGAAUAUAACCUGAGAGGUGCAGACC